UGUUGCAGGUGGAGCUUGAUGGUUGAGUGCGGUUGUGGGAGAAAUCCAAUGGCAUCCCUUUUUACGACAUUAGGACAAAGCUGUCUUUGACACUGCAUGGAGCAAUGGAACAAUGCAGAGGAGCAAGAACAGCGAUCUUGAUGGCGAUGGUGGAGGAAUGGAUGCCUGCGGCAGGGAAAUGGCGGGAGGUCCUGUUAGGGGCGCACCCAUCAGCUGAGUUGGCGUGGACGUGCGCAUGGUCUGGACUGGUGCAGUUACCUCAGGAUGUGCUGGGUCUGCUGCUGAUGUCGCAAUGGCCAGGCAUGGCUGAGGAGCUGCUGGAGGAGCUGAUGGAGGAGCUGCUGCAGGAGCUGAUGGAGGAGCUGCUGCAGGAGCUGAUGGAGGAGCUGCUGCAGGAGCUGAUGGAGGAGCUGCUGCAGAAACUGAUGGAGGAGCUGCUGCAGGAGCUGAUGGAGGAGCUGCUGCAGGAGCUGAUGGAGGAGCUGCUGCAGGAGCUGAUGGAGGAGCUGCUGCAGGAGCUGAUGGAGGAGCUGCUGCAGAAACUGAUGGAGGAGCUGCUGCAGGAGCUGAUGGAGGAGCUGCUGCAGGAGCUGAUGCAGGAGCCUUAAAUGAGGUGAGAGCUUCCACCAGCAGAGCGUCAUCCACCCAGCCGCCAUCACCUUUGGACCCUGAUGAACUGGAGCUGGCAGCUGCUGCGGGAGGGUCCCUGUCCUGUGGAGGUUUCUGUGAUGUACGGGUGGGUAAAGUUUGUAUUAAAUGUUGUGGUUUGAUUUUUAUUAAAGGCACCGUAAAAAAAAAAGCCUACCUCUUUGUCAAGAAUGUACUGCCUGAAGCGCUUCAGUGACUUGGUGGUGAUGUCCUCCGCCUUCAUCACCAGCCACUGCUGCACAGAGCAGUGCGCCUCCUGUGCCAUUUUCCUCUCGUGGUC
Molecule: messenger RNA, 928 nt
Organism: Cyprinus carpio (common carp)
Lineage: Eukaryota; Metazoa; Chordata; Actinopteri; Cypriniformes; Cyprinidae
Product: zinc finger protein 853-like
Exons: 4
Coding region: 105-608 (167 amino acids)
Source: RefSeq, a predicted model, not a curated record